UAAACUUUUAUAAAGUUGUAGAUAAAACUGGCUUUUCUUCUUCUACUGCGAAUCUCUUCUUCGUCCAAACCCUAAAUCGUGGCCUCCGGAGCGCCCCAUGGGAUCGAGUUUCUGAGACUUAUAAAUUUAGCAAACUGAUUCGAUUUGCUUCACCAAGCAUAUAGCUCUCAGAAAAAACCCAAAGCCAUGCCCCAUUCUCAUCAAUCCCAUGUAUCCAUCCACACCAGAUCAGUGUGGUCCUCCAAUCUGGAAUACGAGUUCCAAUUGAUCCGAUCCGUCAUCGACUCCUACCCUCUCAUCUCCAUGGACACCGAAUUCCCCGGCGUCGUCGUCCGCCACGACACCGCCGAUCCUUCCUUCAGUUACCACCAACCCGCCGCUCAUUACGCCGUCCUCAAAGCCAACGUGGAUCGCUUGCACCUUAUUCAGAUCGGCCUCACUCUCUCCGACCACAAUGGCAACCUUCCCACACUCGGCACCUCCGACUCCUUCAUAUGGGAAUUCAACUUCAGAGACUUCGACGUGGCGCGCGAUGCCCACGCUCAUGACUCGGUCGAGUUGCUGAGGCGCCAGGGCAUCAAUUUCGAGAAGAACCGCGUGUUCGGGAUCGACUCGUUCCGCUUCGCCGAGUUGAUGAUGUCUUCGGGUCUCGUCUGCGACGGUUCCGUGAGCUGGGUAACGUUUCACAGUGCUUAUGAUUUCGGGUACCUGGUGAAGUUGCUGACGCGGCGCGCUUUGCCGGAGGAGUUGGUGGAGUUCCUCCGUCUCGUGAGGGUGUUUUUCGGGGACAGGGUUUUUGAUGUGAAACACCUUACGAGGUACUGCUCGAAUCUUCAUGGUGGGUUGGACCGGGUCUGCCGGUCCCUGAACGUGGAAAGGGUUGUUGGUAAAAGUCAUCAAGCCGGUUCGGAUAGCUUGCUUACUUUGCACGCAUUUCAGAAUAUCAGAGAGGUUUAUUUUGGCGAAUCAGAUUUGCUAGUCCAGUGUGCUGGUGUCUUGUAUGGUUUAGAGGCUUUCUGAUGUUUCCCAUGUCAUCAAAUAUCAAUUUCCUUUAGGUUUCUUUUUCCAACAUUGAGUAAAAAGUGUACACAUUUCUGCCUUAUCAAUAUGAUUAGGAAUUAUUAAUUCU
Messenger RNA from Gastrolobium bilobum, 1129 nucleotides. RefSeq names its product probable CCR4-associated factor 1 homolog 9. Gene Ontology annotation, cellular component: P-body; CCR4-NOT core complex; CCR4-NOT complex. The record is from RefSeq and is a predicted model, not a curated record. The coding region runs from base 187 to 1020 and encodes 277 amino acids. NCBI's taxonomy places the organism in Eukaryota, Viridiplantae, Streptophyta, Magnoliopsida, Fabales, Fabaceae. Gene Ontology annotation, molecular function: nucleic acid binding; poly(A)-specific ribonuclease activity. The transcript has a single exon.